AUGAUGGAGACGAUUGUGGUGGAGGCGCUGAGAAAUCUAUGGGGAAAUAUCAACGAGGAACUGCUGGUGUACGAGGAGAAGCUGGAGGAGGUCGCGCAACAGGGGGAGGAGAAGCGGCGUAGGGAGACAGGAAGUCAUCGUGUACGUGGGCGAGCUUCAAGCGCGCUCAUCUCGAUCGUCAAGGCGUCGCUACGCGCGGUCUUCCGCGGGGGGAGCUUCGUCGACGGGUGUGGUGUGGACGCGAGAAUAGCUCCGCCGUUCAUGGAGGCAACCGAUGCGAGUCGACUGGGCCAUACCUUCUGCCCGAGCCUCGGCCUCGGCGCCAGCGUCGCCAUCGAGGACGCAUGCGCCGCGGGGCUCAUCCUCCGCGAGGGCGCGAAGCAGGGGAUGGGGGUGGAGGCGAUGGCGGGGCAAGCGGCGCGGCACGCCGACGAGCUGCUGGCGGAAGUCGAGGCUGAGAAGCGCGCCAAGGGCAAGAAGGGCAAGAAGAAGAAGAAGGGCGGAGGGGCGGGCGCUAGGCCGUCGCAGGAGACGGAGGAGGGUGCCGAGGCGCCGUCGGAGGCAGCCGCAGACGAGGCCGCAAAGAAGGCCGAGGAGGAGAGAAUUAUCAGGCUUCUCGAGCAGUGUCACGAGGAGCGGAUCCGGCUCGGCAUCACGGCGGAGAGCCAGGCAGCGGCGUCGGCGGAGGUGGCCAAGGCGGUGCGAUUGGACGCUGAGGCGGACGAGGCGGAGGAGGAGGCGGAGGCGGACGAGGAGGCACUGGCGGCUGCCGAGGAGGCGCUGGCGGCUGCCGAGGAGGCGCUGGCGGCUGCCGAGGGGGCGCUGGAUGAGGCGAGGGCCGCAAGAGACGCGAGGCGUGCUGCUGCUGCCGCUUCGAUGGCCAGGGCGGUUGCAGCCAGGGUGGCGGCGGAUGCGGCCCAGGAGCGCUCAUAG
Emiliania huxleyi CCMP1516 is the source of this 933-nucleotide messenger RNA. RefSeq lists its product as hypothetical. Lineage: Eukaryota; Haptophyta; Isochrysidales; Noelaerhabdaceae. The transcript is spliced from 5 exons. The record is from RefSeq and is a predicted model, not a curated record. Bases 1 to 933 code for a protein of 310 amino acids.